This is a messenger RNA of Chenopodium quinoa (quinoa), 1749 nucleotides long. RefSeq lists its product as uncharacterized. Gene Ontology annotation, molecular function: acyltransferase activity, transferring groups other than amino-acyl groups. The transcript has 9 exons. Bases 553 to 1425 code for a protein of 290 amino acids. The record is from RefSeq and is a predicted model, not a curated record. NCBI's taxonomy places the organism in Eukaryota, Viridiplantae, Streptophyta, Magnoliopsida, Caryophyllales, Amaranthaceae.
UAUCCUUAUCUCUAACAUCAAAUGCUUAUAAAUUUCAAAUGUUUUAUACAUCAAAACCUCAAAAACUCCCACCUAACAUACUUCAAAUAAACCAUCCUUAAACCAUAUGCCCAUACAAAAUCCAUAAUCAUUGAAUUAAAAAAAAAACAAACAUAAAAUAAUUGCCACAACCAAAAGAAUCACAUGAAAUUUCCACUUCAAUUGAAUCAAGUGGAGAUGUGAUUAAGACAAUAAUUUCUCUCUCUUGAAUUGAUGGGAAAGUAUUAACUACCCCACCAUUCAAUCCACAUGCCCAUACAAAAUCCAUUUACAAAUCCAGCUAAAACUUAUGGUCAUUUCUAUUAAAAUCUCAUUUUUGGGUCCCACAUAACUCCCCUUAAACUUGACUGGCUUGUAGUUUUAAACGUUGCCAUUUCUUCCUCCAUCACAUUACUUCUUUUUGGCAUUUUUCCAACAGUUUAUUAUGUAUACAAAUAUGCAUCUAAUCCACUAAAACUUCAAUAUUUCAAUCCAUUUUUUUUAGCUUAAAGUUCCAUUUUAUCCAUUAAUUUCAUGUACAACAUGUUUUCAAAGCUUGCUUUAUCCUCUCAACCUUCCUUCUGCAAAUAUUACUCAACAUGUACCGAACCAUGCCGUGGAAGAACCCGUCGCGACAUGAUCUGUAGAAUGGAAAUGCAGGCAACACCCUCUCUAGGAGUAGAAGAAGGUGUAACGAGGCGAACACAAUCGCCUUGUUUCGAUACAACGAUGGAGAAAUCAGACCUUAAAUUUACGAAAUUGCAGCAAUUAGAUACAGAGAUUAACCAAGAAAGCAGAAGUUUUGGGAUGUUUGUGGCUAGAGAAGCAGAGCUUAAUGAAGAAUAUUGGACAGCAGCCUGGCUUCGUGCCGAAAGUCACUGGGAGGAUCGACCAAAUGAAAGAUAUGCUGAGAGCUACAAAAGGAAAUUCGCAGACCAGGAAUACAAUGCUCUAAAAAGAAGAUGCAGGGGAUACCAAGGCCAACAGUCUACAUGUAUUAUCGCGGUUAAAAGGGAAGCUAAUAACGUUAAACAUACCAUACUCAAAAGUGUGGUAGGAACUUUGGAUUUGAGUAUUCGAUACUUGCUGCAAGGAGAAUCAUUUCCUGGGGAAAGAGUUCAGGCACCUUUAUUCUGCAGCAUUGAGAAGAAGGAAGCAAGCAGAUACGGUUAUGUUGCAAACUUAUGCGUUGCAAAAUCAGCUCGGCGCAAGGGCAUUGCCCUCAACAUGUUGAAGUUUGCAAUAAAAUCUGCAAAAUCAAAGGGUGCAGAUACGAUAUUUGUUCAUGUUCAUAGAAAGAACACACCAGCUCGGCAACUGUAUCAGAGAUUGGGUUUUGAGAUUGUAGAAGUAGCAAGCCAGCAAUUAGUAGAGGAACAGAUGUACCUGCUUAGCUGCAAGACAUAACCCAAAAUCGGACAUAUUCCCCUGCUUACAUAUUAUUUCCUACAUUCAUUCUACAGAUUAUUUCUUACACCCGAGCAUACCAAGAACCGUGCUCCCAGUAAGGCGCGUGCACAUAUACUGCAAUCAUAUGUAAAUUUUAUUGCAACAAAUUACUGCGUCUGUUGCAUUAUGCAAAAUGCUGUUCAAUUGCAGUAGCCUCAUAUAAAAUCUCCAUUGCAAAAAUUAUAACAUGAUAUAUUGAAUUUAUGCUCUCCAAGGAUGGUCAAGGCUAUUAUUGUGUAUAAAUGUGGAUACAUGUAAUAUGUGCUCCGAACGAACCAUCAA